Messenger RNA from Aspergillus saccharolyticus JOP 1030-1, 1312 nucleotides. RefSeq names its product RNA-binding protein with serine-rich domain 1. The coding region runs from base 103 to 1029 and encodes 308 amino acids. The record is from RefSeq and is a predicted model, not a curated record. The transcript is spliced from 3 exons. Gene Ontology annotation, cellular component: cytoplasm; nucleoplasm; ASAP complex. Lineage: Eukaryota; Fungi; Ascomycota; Eurotiomycetes; Eurotiales; Aspergillaceae. Gene Ontology annotation, biological process: mRNA splicing, via spliceosome. Gene Ontology annotation, molecular function: RNA binding.
UCCAGAUGCUGCGAAUCUCCCUCAAUGCUAUCCCAGGCUAUCAAUCGCGCGUAACUUACACCCAGAUUCUUGAAUCGGCUCCCCAGCCUUAGGUCAUGCAUCAUGUCUGAUACGCCUCGAAAUUUCUCUACGGACCGCUCACCGCGACUCUCCAUUCUCAGUCGAGACGCCAGACCAUCGCGACGAUCUCCAUCAUCUCGUUCGGAGUCCAGGUACAAGAGCGUGACGCGCAGUCCACCCAUCGAUCGCACCCCCGGCCGGCGCAGUGGCAAUCGGUUCACAAGCCAAUCUCGCUCUCGCACACGUUCUUAUAGUCGAAGUCGGAGUCAAGAUUCAAGAUUGCGUGGGGAGGAUGAUUACAGCCGAUCACCCAGUCCCUCAGUCGUCUUGCCACGAAGCUCCAAGAUCGUUGUAGAAAAACUCACAAAGAAUGUGUCCGAGUCACAUAUUUACGAGAUCUUCGGCGAAUUUGGGGUUAUACAAAGUCUUGAUCUACCUAUGAAUAAAGCCUUCCUAACCAAUAGAGGAACUGCCUACAUUCUAUACCACGAUCCUGCUGAUGCGGAGGCUGCUAUUGCACAUAUGCACGAAGCGCAGCUGGAUGGAGCUGUCUUGAGUGUGUCCAUUGUCCUACCCAGGCGAGCAUUCUCGCGCUCACCGCCGCCACAAAGUCAGCGCAAGAGAGGUAGCUUCAGCCGUCAAGGUCAUGGUCGCGGACAACUCUUGGAUAGUCGUGCUUCUCGCCGUUCACCUUUUCAGCAGAGGCAGACCUCUCCGCGAAGGGCCAGGCGUUCACGACCUAUGGAUAGGCAUGACAUCUAUCGGCCACGAUCUCCUUCGCGCUCUCGAUCUCUUCGCCGUUCACGAUCAUAUUCAAGAACUCCGUCGGUAUCACCAAGAAGACGGAUGACGCACUCGCGAGGAAAUAGUCGUCCUCGUCGACGGCGCAGUCCCAGCUACAGCAGUUAUGAAUAUAGCAGCUGUAGUGAUAGGAGUCGGAGCCCCAGCCUGAACAGAGCCCGUUACUGACAUGAUACGGUGAGAUAGACGCUCAAUGGGCGUGUUCUGAUCUUAUGGACGAACGAUAAUUUGCAGUUAUAUUUUUGAUCCUGGAUGAUUAGCCCCAACGCAAAUUUAAUGAUCAGUUCUUCCAAGUCCUCCGACGUAAAGUAGCGACAAUUGAUCACAAUUCAAUGUUCAUACUCAGGAUGUUUGGCCAGCAGCUCCCUAUGGUUCUAUGUACUCUACAAAAAGAGCUGUUGUUUUUUCAUUUUGAUGAAUGCAAGCUCAAAUCUGGUUCGAUCUAGAAAAA